AUGGCCAAGGAGGGAGCGCAGCGAGCCGAGGAGACGGAGCACAUGAUCGACAAGGAGGGCGGCAGGGAGGCGGCCGAGGGCGGCGCGGGCGGCAGCCUGCGCGCCGGGGACGCCAAGGAGAUGCGAGCCGUGGUGCUGUCCGCCUUCGGGGGGCUCAACAAGCUCCGCGUGUCCAAGAAAGCCAUGCCGGAGCCGCAGGAGGGCGAGCUGAAGAUCCGCGUCAAAGCCUGUGGUUUGAACUUUAUUGAUUUGAUGGUGCGACAGGGGAAUAUUGACAACCCUCCUAAGACACCGCUUGUUCCUGGGUUUGAAUGUUCUGGAAUUGUAGAAGCUCUUGGAGACAGCGUGAAAGGAUUUGAGAUUGGAGACAGAGUCAUGGCUUUUGUAAAUUAUAAUGCCUGGGCUGAAGUUGUGUGUACCCCAGUAGAAUUUGUCUACAAGAUCCCAGAUGACAUGAGUUUUUCUGAAGCUGCUGCAUUUCCCAUGAACUUUGUAGCUGCCUACAUGAUGCUCUUUGAGGUUGCUAACCUGAGAGAAGGCAUGUCUGUGCUGGUUCACUCAGCAGGAGGUGGGGUGGGUCAAGCUGUUGCUCAGCUCUGUUCAACCAUUCCCAAUGUUACUGUUUUUGGAACAGCUUCAUCUUUCAAACAUGAAGCAAUCAAAAAUUCGGUAACUCACCUGUUUGACAGGAAUGCAGAUUAUGUUCAAGAAGUAAAAAGAAUCUCAGUGGAUGGAGUAGAUAUUGUUUUGGACUGUCUUUGUGGAGAAAAUACUGGAAAAGGCCUCAGUCUUCUCAAACCACUUGGGACUUAUAUUUUAUAUGGUUCAUCUAACAUGGUUACUGGGGAGACAAAAAGCUUCUUCAGUUUUGCAAAAUCAUGGUGGCAGGUUGAGAAAGUAAAUCCUAUCAAGCUGUAUGAGGAGAACAAAGUCAUUGCUGGAUUUUCCUUGUUGAAUCUACUUUUCAAACAGAAUCGAGGUGGCCUGAUCAAGGGUGUGAUGGACAAACUCCUAAAUCUAUAUAACAGUAAGAAGAUCAAGCCUGUGGUUGAUUCAUUAUGGGCUUUGGAAGAGGUGAAGGAGGCCAUGCAGAGAAUCCAUGACCGAGGAAAUAUAGGAAAACUCAUUCUGGAUGUGGAGAAAGCACCCACUCCCCUGAUGGCCAACGACAGCACGGAGACGAGCGAGGCUGGGGAGGAGGAGGAGGACCACGAAGGGGACAACGAGAACAAGGAGCGCAUGCCCUUCAUCCAGUAG
Messenger RNA from Cinclus cinclus, 1257 nucleotides. It is a transcript of the gene VAT1L, whose product is annotated as vesicle amine transport 1 like. The transcript has 9 exons. Gene Ontology annotation, molecular function: zinc ion binding; oxidoreductase activity. The coding region runs from base 1 to 1257 and encodes 418 amino acids. The record is from RefSeq and is a predicted model, not a curated record. Lineage: Eukaryota; Metazoa; Chordata; Aves; Passeriformes; Cinclidae.